GAGGCGCGCCCAAGAUGGCGGCCUCCAUGUGCGACGUGUUCUCUUUCUGCGUGGGCGUGGCGGGCCAGGCCCGGAGCGCCGUGGAAGUCCGUUUUGUGAGCAGCGCCAAGGGAAAGGGACUGUUUGCUACACAGCUGAUCCGGAAGGGAGAGACCAUCUUCGUAGAAAGGCCCCUGGUGGCUGCACAGUUUCUCUGGAAUGCACUUUAUCGGUACCGAGCCUGUGACCACUGCCUACGGGCACUGGAGAAGGCAGAGGAGAAUGCCCAGAGGCUGACUGGGAAGCCAGGCCAGGUUCUGCCUCAUCCAGAGUUAUGCACUGUGCGCAAGGAUCUCCACCAGAACUGUCCCCACUGCCAGGUAAUGUACUGCAGUGCGGAAUGUCAGCUGGCAGCUGCGGAACAAUACCACCGGGUCCUGUGCCCAGGUCCCUCCCAGGAUGACCCCCUGCAUCCUCUCAAUAAGCUGCAGGAAGCAUGGAGGAGUAUUCACUACCCCCCUGAGACUGCAAGCAUCAUGCUAAUGGCCCGGAUGGUGGCCACAGUAAAGCAGGCAAAGGACAAGGACCGUUGGAUCAGGCUCUUCUCCCAGUUCUGUAACAAAACAGCCAACGAGGAAGAGGAAAUUGUCCACAAACUCCUGGGGGACAAAUUCAAGGGCCAACUGGAAUUUCUGCGGAAACUCUUCACAGAAGCCCUUUAUGAGGAAGCACUUAGCCAGUGGUUCACUCCAGAUGGAUUUCGGUCUCUCUUUGCUCUUGUUGGGACAAAUGGCCAAGGAAUUGGGACCAGCUCCCUGAGCCAGUGGGUCCAUGCCUGUGAUGCUCUGGAGCUGAAGCCUCAGGACCGCGAGCAGCUGGACGCCUUCAUUGACCAGCUGUACAAGGACAUCGAGGCAGCAACUGGCGAGUUCCUUAACUGUGAAGGAUCUGGCCUCUUUGUGCUUCAGAGCUGCUGCAACCACAGCUGUGUCCCUAAUGCAGAGACUUCCUUCCCAGAAAACAACUUCCUUUUGCAUGUGACCGCCCUGGAGGAUAUUAAGCCAGGAGAGGAAAUCUGUAUCAGCUAUCUAGACUGCUGUCAGCGGGAGCGUAGCCGCCACAGCCGCCACAAGAUCCUCAGGGAGAAUUAUCUGUUUGUCUGUUCCUGCCCCAAAUGCCUGGCAGAGGCUGAUGAACCCAACGUGACCUCAGAGGAGGAGGAAGAAGAGGAGGAGGAAGGAGAACCAGAAGAUGCAGAGCUAGGGGAUGAGAUGACUGAUGUGUGAUUUGUUCUGUCCAGAAGUGGCCCUGCCCCAGAUCCUGCUGGGAUAGGAGGUCCUUCCCCAAGACAAGAGGCUUGGAAGGAACCCCCCCCCCCCGACUCCCAUUGCCUGCUUUCCCCCUUCCAGUGCUCGCUGCCUGAGGGUAGGACAGAGACUGGACCCCAUGUCCCCCACUAGACCUCAUGCCCUGAACACUGCUGCUGAGUUGGCUCAGGCCCCUUGCUGUCACUGAGCCUUCCAGAACCGGCCUCCCCCGAGGUCACUCCACUGUAGAUGUGAGGGGCUGGAACCAGGGUCAGGCCCUAACAGUGUCUCUUCUCCUUGGCCCCUUGGUCUAUACUCAUCCACUCACCUGAGGCUUUUUCCCUCUCAAUUGGCUAUUAUUUUGAGGGGGUAAAAAGUGGUAAAUGAGCACAGAUGAUGUCACUGAAAUGGAAAGAGGAGGUACCCCACUGUCCUUGCUCCACCUGCCACAGCUAUAGUUGAUAAGACAAUGGUUUGCCCGCUAGCCCAAUAGGGUAAGGCAAGGGUCUGGACCUCUAGAGCAUUUUCCCUGAGGCCCACUCCCAGGGAACACUGGGAAUCUGCCACCCCUGCCCCUCACACACAUAUACCCUUCCCACUGUUUGGAUAUCAGGGGAAGUGGAGAUUAACUCCUUUCCAGACCCCAGAAUCUCUGUACCUCGUGCCUUUCCUCUCAUGCCCUGGCACAGUGCUGGCCCCAUGGGGUAUGGGGAAAGCCUCUGCCUUCCUUAGGAGGGGUGCAUGGAUGAUCAUCACCCUUUCCCGCUGAGGACUCUAGCAGUAUGGCUGACAGGUCUAUGUUCCUUAAUUUAGAAUGUUCUAGUCUUCCCUGGGGCCAGUUAAAAUGGGUCAGUGAAGGGCUCUCCUGGCCUCAGUCUCCAUCUUUAGGAUCUCUACAGAAGAACAUUGAAGUCUUCCAGAAAUGUAGAGGAGCUAGGUUAGAUGCUCAGAGAUUAGCUGACUGUCCCCUCCUUUUCCCAGAUGAGCACUCUCACUUUUGGGUAAGGUGCUGGAGGAAUUACAUCCAUCAUUCCCAAUUCCUUCCUGCCUACCUUCUGUGAGGUCCUGUCAUAUCCCCCAGCUGAGGGAUCUCAGGGAGGGCAGGUUCCACCCACAGGACAUUUAUUGAUUGGAUCAUGGAGUUAGGUUGAACCUGCCUGUCUGGCCCCCUCACCUAUUGGGUUCUUACUCCUUCACAGCAGCCAGCAACCCUUUCCCAUCCUGCCUGCCCACUGUCCUCAAUAAAACAUGAGUGGUGACAGGCCUCUA
This is a messenger RNA of Marmota flaviventris (yellow-bellied marmot), 2555 nucleotides long. It is a transcript of the gene Smyd5, whose product is annotated as SMYD family member 5. The record is from RefSeq and is a predicted model, not a curated record. Gene Ontology annotation, biological process: negative regulation of gene expression, epigenetic. Gene Ontology annotation, molecular function: protein binding; histone H4K20 methyltransferase activity. NCBI's taxonomy places the organism in Eukaryota, Metazoa, Chordata, Mammalia, Rodentia, Sciuridae.